AUGCUUUUUUUCUCUUUCUUUGUUGCUUUUAAUUGGCAGAAGGGCAAAACCCUUCGCGAGCCGGAAUUGGUCCCGGCGCUUGGGGUUGUUGACACCUCGUCUAAGCGUUUCUUUCAUUUUAAUGUUGAUUUCAUCCUUCUUAUUUUUCUUUUUUAUACUGCUAAUUAUAAUGUUCUUUUCAACCUUACUGUUCUUCUUUUUCAUUAUCACCAUUUCUUUCACAUUUCUGUUCGUAUUUAUUACAACGAUUCUUUCAUUAUAACGUUUCCUUCAACCUUUCUGUUCUUUUUCAUUAUAACGUUUCUUUCAAACGCUGUCUUCCUCUGUUUUCAUUAUAACUUUUCUUUCAUUGUAACAUUUCUUCAUUGUAACGUUUCUUUCAAGAUUUCUGUUCAUUUUCAUUAUAACGUUUCUUUCAUUGCAACUUUUCUUUUAAGAUUUCUGUUCAUUUUCAUUAGAACGUUUUUCAUUCGUUUCUUUUAUCAUAACGUUUCUAUCAAUCUUUCUGUUCUUUUUCAUUAUAACGUUUCUUUCAUUGUAACGUUUCUUUUAAAAUGUCUGUUCAUUUUCAUUAUAACGUUUCUUUCCUUUUUUCAUUAUAAUGUUUCUGACAUCUUUUCUUCAUUUUGUUCAAACACCGCAUCUUUCAAUCACCCGCUCGAUUCGCUAUCAAUUUGUUUUCUUCAAAUCAACGCCAUUUUCUUUCCUUGUUUUCUUGCGUUCCAAUCGAAUUAUUUAAAUGACUUUUUCUCUUUCAUGCAAAUUUGUUUUAGGAAAUUUCUUUCCUUUAUAUUUUCUUCUUUUUAUUCAAAUUUUGGAUUCUUCAUCUCCAUUCGGUUCUUCUUCGAAGUGUCCUCUCUUCAUUUUCUCUUAUAUCUAUCUGUUUCUAACUUUCUUCAGUAUUUUCAUCAUUCAAAUCUUCCUGCAUUCGGUUCAUCAGAUUCCUUCAAUUUUUCCUUCUUUUUUUUUAUUCUUAUUUACACUUUUUACAUUUUCGGACUGUUAUAUUUUUAUUAUCUGUUCUUUCUUCCUUUUUCUUUUUUCCUCGUAUCGUUUCGUUUUCUUUCUUUUUCAUUUCUUUUCAUUUUCCUUUUUUUCUUCCUUUUUCUUUUUACUUUUCUGUCUUCCUCUCUUCUCUUUUCUUCUUUCAUUUUUCGCAUUUUUCCUUUCUUUCUUUCUUUCUUUCUUUCUUUCUUUCUUUUCUCUACUGUCGUUUCGAAAUGGACAGCUUCUUUCUUCUUUCUACUCUACCCAUCUUUCUUUCUCAUUCUCUUUUCGCUCUUAUGUUCUCUGUCUUUCUUUCUUUCUUUCUUUUUUCUUUCUUUCUUUCUUUCUUUCUUUCUUUUCUCUACUGUCGUUUCGAAAUGGCAGCUUCUUUCUUCUUUUUCUACCCAUCUUUUUUCUCAUUCUCUUUUUCUUAUGUUUCUCUGUCUUUCUUUUCUUUCUUUUUUUCUUUCUUUUUCUUUCUUUCUUUUCUUUCUUUCUUUUCUCUACUGUCGUUUCGAAAUUGACAGCUUCUUUCUUCUUUCUUCUUUCUUUCUCAUUCUCUUUUCGCUCUUAUGUUCUCUGUCUUUCUUUCUUUCUUUUUUUUUCUUUCUUUCUUUUCUUUCUUUCUUUAUUUUCUCUACUGUCGUUUCAGAAAUUUUCUUUCUUCUUUUCUUACCCAUCUUUUUUCUCAUUCUCUUUUUUCUUAUGUUCUCUGUCUUUCUUUCUUUCUUUCUUUUUCUUUCUUUCUUUUUUCUUUCUUUCUUUUUCUACUGUCGUUUCGAAAGUGACAGCUUCUUUCUUUUUCUACUCUACCCAUCUUUCUUUCUCAUUCUCUUUUCGCUCUUAUGUUCUCUGUCUUUCUUUCUUUCUUUUUUUUUCUUUCUUUCUUUCUUUCUUUCUUUUUUCUUUCUUUCUUUUCUCUACUGUCGUUUCGAAAUUGACAGCUUCUUUCUUCUUUCUACUCUACCCCAUCUUUCUUUUCUCAUUCUCUUUUCGCUCUUAUAUUUCUCUGUCUUUUUCUUUCUUUUCUUUUCUUUCUUUCUUUCUUUCUUUUUUUUCUCUACUGUCGUUUCGAAAUUGACAGCUUCUUUCUUCUUUCUACUCUACCCAUCUCUUUCUCAUUCUUUUUCGCUCUUAUGUUCUCUGUCUUUCUUUUUCUUUCUUUUUUUCUUUUCUUUCUUUUCUUUCUUUCUUUUUUUUCUUUCUUUUCUUUCUUUCUUUUCUUUUCUUUUCUCUACUGUCGUUUCGAAAUUGACAGCUUCUUUCUUUUUCUACUCUACCCAUCUUUCUUUCUCAUUCUCUUUUCGCUCUUAUGUUCUCUUUUCUCUCUUUUCUUUCUUUUUCUUUCUUUCUUUCUUUUUCUUUCUUUCUAUCUUUCUUUCUUUUUCUUUCUUUCUUUUCUCUACUGUCGUUUCGAAAUUGACAGCUUCUUUCUUCUUUCUACUCUACCCAUCUUUCUUUCUCAUUCUCUUUUCGCUCUUAUGUUCUCUGUCUUUCUUUCUUUCUUUCUUUUUUCUUUCUUUCUUUCUUUCUUUCUUUCUUUUCUCUACUGUCGUUUCGAAAUUGACAGCUUCUUUCUUCUUUCUACUCUACCCAUCUUUCUUUCUCAUUCUCUUUUCGCUCUUAUGUUCUCUGUCUUUCUUUCUUUCUUUUUUCUUUCUUUCUUUCUUUCUUUCUUUCUUUUUUCUACUGUCGUUUCAGAAAUUGACAGCUUCUUUCUUCUUUCUCUCUACCCAUCUUUCUUUCUCAUUCUCUUUUCGCUCUUAUGUUCUCUGUCUUUCUUUCUUUCUUUUUCUUUCUUUCUUUCUUUCUUUCUUUUCUUUCUUUCUUUCUUUCUCUACUGUCGUUUCAGAAAUUGCUUCUUUCUUCUUUCUACUCUACCCAUCUUUCUUUCUCAUUCUCUUUUCGCUCUUAUGUUCUCUGUCUUUCUUUCUUUCUUUUUUCUUUCUUUCUUUCUUUCUUUCUUUCUUUUCUCUAAGCUUCUUUCUUCUUUUUCUACUUCUUUUUUUUUUCUUUUUCGCUCUUAUGUUUCUCUGUCUUUCUUUCUUUCUUUUUCUUUCUUUCUUUCUUUCUUUCUUUCUUUUUUUUCUUUCUUUUUUUUCUUUCUUUCUUUCUUUUUUCUCUUCGUUUCAUUCUUUUCUUUCUUUCUCUACCCAUCUUUCUUUCUCAUUUCUUUUUUCGCUCUUAUGUUCUCUGUCUUUCUUUUCUUCUUUUCUUUUUCUUUCUUUCUUUCUUUCUUUUUUUCUUUCCUCUACUGUCCUUCUUUCUUCUUUCUACUCUACCUUCUUUCUUUCUCAUUCUCUUUUCGCUCUUAUUUUCUCUUCUUUUCUUUCUUUCUUUUUUUUUCUUUCUUUCUUUCUUUCUUUCUUUCUUUUCUACUGUCUUUCUCUUUCUUUUUCCUUUCUUUCUUUUCUUUUCUCUGCUGUCGUUUUGAAAUUGACAGCUUCUUUCUUUUUUUACCCAUUUUUCUUUCUUCCUUUCUUUCUUUCUUUUCUCUGCUGUUUGACGGCUUCUUUCUUUUUCUACUUUCUUUCUUUCUCAUUCUCUUUUCGCUCUAGUGUUCUCUUUAUUUCUUUCUUUCUUUCUUUCUUUCUUUCUUUUCUCUACUAUUUUCUUUUCUUUAUUUUGUCUUUUUUCUUCUUUUCUUUUCCUUCUCGCUUUACUUUGUACUUUUCUUUCUUUUUCAUUUCUUUUUUCCUUUUUUUUUGUAUUCUUUCCUCCUUUUUUAUAUUUUUCAUUGUUCCAUCUUUCUUCUUCCUUUUCUUUCUUUCUUUGAUACGUUUUCUGUUUCUUUUCUUUGCCCUUUUUUUCAUAUUUUCUUUCUGUCAGUGUUUUUUUUUUUUUUAUUUUCUAUUCACUUAA
Acanthosepion pharaonis is the source of this 3849-nucleotide messenger RNA. NCBI's taxonomy places the organism in Eukaryota, Metazoa, Mollusca, Cephalopoda, Sepiida, Sepiidae. The record is from the annotation of a GenBank genome assembly.